AUGGAGAAGUGUUUAUUCUGUCGGAUAAUCCAGGGUGAGUUUGGGGAUAUUUUGUGUGAGACCCAGGAGCACAUUGUAAUUGCAGAUAUUAAUCCUAUUACAACAGGACACCUACUUGUAAUCCCAAAAUAUCAUGCAGAACAACUAGAUAUUCUGCCAGAUGCGUACUUGCAGGGUGGCCUAGUGCUCAUCAAAAAGAUAGUCUUGCAGUUGGGCUUAAAGAAGUAUAAUAUACUGCAGAAUAACGGACACCAUCAGUCUGUGCACCAUGUCCAUUAUCACAUCAUACCGUAUGACGAAGAGACACAAGAAGGAAUUGACAUAAAUUUCACUGUCUCUGCCAGGGGGAAAGAAAGUCUUCCUGGGGUAAUUGAGGAGUACAAGAAGAAAUUGCAGGAAAUAUCGGAAAAAUAA
Nematocida ausubeli is the source of this 414-nucleotide messenger RNA. RefSeq lists its product as uncharacterized. The record is from RefSeq and is a predicted model, not a curated record. Bases 1 to 414 code for a protein of 137 amino acids. NCBI's taxonomy places the organism in Eukaryota, Fungi, Microsporidia. Gene Ontology annotation, molecular function: catalytic activity. The transcript has a single exon. Gene Ontology annotation, biological process: nucleotide metabolic process.